This is a messenger RNA of Callorhinchus milii (elephant shark), 4020 nucleotides long. RefSeq names its product catenin delta-2. Gene Ontology annotation, cellular component: cytoplasm; nucleus; adherens junction. Lineage: Eukaryota; Metazoa; Chordata; Chondrichthyes; Chimaeriformes; Callorhinchidae. The record is from RefSeq and is a predicted model, not a curated record. The transcript is spliced from 21 exons. Gene Ontology annotation, molecular function: cadherin binding. Bases 161 to 3730 code for a protein of 1189 amino acids. Gene Ontology annotation, biological process: cell-cell adhesion; dendritic spine morphogenesis; cell-cell junction assembly.
GGGUGAACAACUCCAUUCUGCAACGCUUGGAAGACUGCUCGCAGUCCAGCUCCCUGCACUGGGCUGGCUUUUGCUCACGAGUGGCAAAAGUUGCUCGCUCGAUGGAAGGAAUGUUAACUUGGGGGGACUCGGAGCGGUGCUGUUUCGCUGUGCGCGUAGCAUGGUCCGCGUUCAGGAGCUGCAGUUUGAAAGACUAACGCGAGAGCUGGAGGCAGAGCGCCAGAUUGUUGCCAGCCAGUUGGAGAGAUGCAAGCUUGGAUCCGACACUGGCAGCAUGAGCAGCAUUAGUUCAACAGAGGAUUCCUUUCGCUGGCACACACAAGAUGGACAGAAAGCGGCUGAUGAUGAGAUCACUAGUGGCUUAGAGCUGGUGGAUUCAUGCCUUAGAUCUCUGCAAGAGUCGGGGAUAUUGGACCGACAGGACUAUUCUUCGACUGAAAGGCCUGGUAUUCUCUCCCAGAGCACAACUCAGAUAAACUCCAACCCAGAGGGGGCUUACCAGUACUCGGCCAUCUACCACAGCAACCAGACCCUCACCCGGGGUGACUCAGCAACAUCGCAGCUCGCCGCAAGGACCUCCAGUGGUCAAGUCGGAGCAGGAAUCGGCAUCUCAAACUACAGCCAGAUUAACAAGGUCGGGGACACCGGUCGCACAUCUGGGUCUGAGUCUUCCCCAUCCCAUUCUGCAUCUCAGUCCAGGGAAGCUUUUGUGCCGAGCCAUGGUAGCGCAUUCCGGUUACCAGACUCCCAGCAUCCAUCUUCAGUCUACUAUGUCAGUGCCACCCUGCCAGCACAGAGAGUGAGCUCCCCUAUGUCUCUGCAGAGGGUGGGAUCGCCCCCCAAGCUCCAGCGGGUGGGAUCCACCGCAGACGGCUAUGGCACCCAGCGGGUCUCCUCCCCCAAGCAGACGUGCUCACCCAGCAGGCUGUCCAAGUCCUACAGCACCAGCUCCCCCGUCAACAUUGUGGUGUCCUCCGCAGCUCUCUCUCCCUCGCCCAUCCGCGUGAUUUCUCCGCCAAAUGCCCAGACCAGCAUCACCUCGCCUGUGCAUCAAGUGAGCGCCACCCAGUCCAACUAUGCCACGCUUUCUCCUACAAAACGGCUGGCCCACACGUCUGAUCAGUACAACAAGCACACCCAGGAGCUGUACGAUCGCUCUACUCUCCAGAGACCCGGCAGUUUGGCAGCCAACUCCCGGGCAUCCUACAGUAGCCAGCACAGCCACCUGGGCUCAGACCUGCGGACAUUACAGUCCCCAGAGCACCACAUUGAUCCAAUUUAUGAAGACCGAGUCUAUCAAAAACCCCCAAUGAGGAGCUUAAGUCAAAGUCAAGGUGAUCCACUGCAGGCAUCACUCACAGGGACAUAUCGCACCAGUACAGCCCCGUCCUCCCCUGCUGUUGACUCCGUACCCUUGCAGCGCACAACCAGCCAGCAUGCCAGCCAGAGCACGGCCACUUACCAGAGAGCCAGCUAUGCCACAGGGCCAGUGGGGAAUUACGCGGAUCCUUACCGGACACUCCAGUACUGCCCUUCAGUGGACUCGCCGUACAGCAAAUCUGGGCCAGCUAUUCCGCCUGAAGCUACUUUGGCAAGGUCACCUUCCAUCGACAGCAUUCAGAAGGAUCCCAGGGAAUUUGGUUGGAGGGAUCCUGAGCUACCAGAGGUCAUUCAGAUGUUGCAACAUCAGUUCCCUUCAGUGCAGUCGAAUGCAGCAGCUUACCUGCAACAUCUGUGCUUUGGAGAUAAUAAAAUUAAGGCAGAGAUAAGAAGGCAAGGGGGAAUCCAAUUGCUCGUGGACCUGCUGGAUCACCGAAUGCAAGAGGUACAUCGCAGUGCCUGUGGAGCCUUGAGGAACCUGGUGUACGGGAAGGCGAACGAUGACAAUAAAAUUGCCUUGAAAAACUGCGGUGGGAUUCCAGCGCUGGUGCGUCUCCUUCGAAAGACCCCCGAUGUGGAGAUCAGGGAGCUGGUCACAGGAGUGCUGUGGAACUUGUCAUCAUGUGAUGCACUGAAGAUGCCCAUUAUCCAGGAUGCACUUGUGGUGCUGACCAAUGCUAUAAUCAUUCCACAUUCCGGCUGGGACAUCUCCCCACACCAGGAAGACCGCAAAAUUCAGCUCCAUUCGUCCAUGGUGCUGCGCAAUGCCACCGGCUGUCUGAGGAACGUCAGCUCGGCUGGUGAAGAGGCGCGGAGACGGAUGAGAGAAUGUGAUGGGCUCACUGAUGCGUUGCUGUAUGUGAUUCAGUCUGCUCUAGGGAGCAGUGAGAUUGAUAGCAAGACGAUUGAAAAUUGUGUCUGCAUUUUGAGAAACCUCUCCUACCGUCUGGCAGCAGAAACGGCUCAGGGACAGCAGAUGGGGACGGAUGAGUUUGACGGAUUGCUGUGUGAAGGCACCGGCAAGGACGCCGAGAGCUCAGGGUGUUGGGGCAAGAAGAAGAAGAAGAAGAAAUGCCAAGACCAGUGGGAUGGCGUUGGUCCUCUCCCAGAGACAGCAGAUCCACCAAAGGGUAUACAGCUGCUGUGGCAUCCCUCAAUAGUCAAACCCUACCUCACACUUCUGUCAGAAUGCUCAAAUCCAGACACCUUGGAGGGGGCAGCAGGAGCCCUACAGAAUCUGGCUGCAGGGAGCUGGAAGUGGUCUGUUUACAUUCGUGCAGCAGUACGGAAGGAGAAGGGUUUGCCAAUUCUGGUGGAGCUGCUGCGAAUAGACAACGAUCGUGUGGUGUGUGCUGUUGCCACAGCUUUACGAAAUAUGGCCUUAGAUGUCAGAAACAAGGAGCUGAUCGGCAAAUACGCCAUGCGUGAUCUGGUCCACCGUCUCCCUGGAGGGAGCAGCAGUGGGAGUGGAGGAGGUGGUGGAGGUGGAGGUGUUGGCAACACUGGUACCAGCACGACCGUGAGCAAACCCAUCUCUGAUGAAACGAUCACUGCCAUUUGCUGCGCUUUGCAUGAAGUCAUCACUAAAAACAUGGAAAAUGCCAAGGCCUUACGAGAUGCAGGCGGCAUUGAGAAGCUGAUCGGCAUCGCGAAGAGUAAAGGAGACAAGCACUCACCAAAGGUGGUGAAAGCUGCUUCUCAGGUCCUGAACAGCAUGUGGCAGUAUCGCGAUUUAAGAAGUCUCUACAAGAAGGAUGGAUGGUCGCAGUAUCAUUUUGUUGCUUCAUCUUCUACGAUUGAACGGGACAGACAAAGACCAUAUUCCUCUUCACGUACUCCCUCCAUAUCACCAGUCAGGAUGUCUCCUAACAACCGUUCAGCGAGUGCCCCAGCCUCUCCUCGGGAGAUGAUUGGGUUAAAGGAACGAAAGACAGACUACGAGACAACUGGGACAAUCUCUGGUUACCAUGGAAGCAAAGGAGAGCACACUUCCAGGAAGGAUACUUUACCAGCUCAGCUUUCAGUAGGAGCUGGAUCAGUCUACAGGAAUUCAUAUGCUACUCCUACGGAAGACAUUAAGCACAACCAGGUUUCAUCACAGCCUGCUGCACAAGAGCCCAGUAGAAAAGAUUACGACACCUAUCAGCCCUAUCAAAACUCCACACGAAACUAUGAUGACUCUUUCUUUGAAGAUCAAGUACACAGUCGCCCAGCUGCGAGUGAAUACAACAUGCAUCUUGGCCUAAAGUCAACUGGCAACUAUGUUGAUUUCUAUUCUGCUGCUCGUCCUUACAGUGAGUUAAACUACGAAACCAGCCACUACCCGGCCUCUCCAGACUCCUGGGUCUAAGAAAAUGACCCCACGGGUCUGAGCAGAGGCAAAACAAAACAUCUGGGAACUGUGCAUGUGCAUGAAUACCACAAGACAUUUUUCAGCAAGUCUAGUCUGUCGAAGCCUGUUCCAUAGGACAGUUAUCAGGUGAACUGUGGCAUAUAGUCGUGAGAUGGAUAAGUGUUGAGAGGGAAACGGAAAUGACAUUUAGCCUGCAGGAAGAUACCUGACUGGGAAAGAGGACUAAAUGCGUGUUGACAUCCCUAUUGUGCAUCCAAAAAUCAAAACGAAAGCGUGCAAAUGAAAAC